AUGGAAGAAGAUGGAGAACUCAAGUCACUUCGAGUGCGCCAAAACGUGGCCGACAUGCUGCGGUAUCUGCGAAGACCAUCAAUCUACCGUUUGCUCUGGAUAGAUUCAAUUACCAUCAAUCAGGCCGAUUUGGAAGAGAAAGAGAGCCAAGUCAAACAGAUGGGAGCCAUAUAUGCGGACGCUAGGCGUGUUGUGAUCUGGCUGGGGCCACAGCGAGAUAGCGAGCACUUGAUUCACACCGACACCGGGGCUGGUCGUAGUAGUUUCCAAAGGUACAGACUGGAGCCUUCUCUGGGUCUCCUCAAACUCCCUUGGUUCCAUCGUCGAUGGGUUAUUCAGGAGACUGGACUCGCGCCAGAAGCGAUAUUGACGCGUGGCACAAAGUCGAUCGAGUUCCAAGAAUUCGUGCGUCGCAUUGAACGCCUACAGCGGCCAUCCGACGCUGCUUCAACUGCAUUCACACCCGAUGACAGAGUAGUAGUCGAUCGCCUCCGUGCUAUGGCAAAUCUACAAGCUUCAAGCCGAGGACAGUUUCUUCCCAGGGGGCUGAUGGAUCUCCUGCUCAGCUUUCCUGACGCAAAGUGCUCAGAUGAUCGCGAUAUACUUUACGCGUUCAGCAGUCUCAGUAUAGCCCCGCUCCCCAUCAGCUACCAUAUGACUGCCGAGGAACUCUACAUGAAUUUCGCCCACUUGGAAGCUAUACAGAAUCCGUCGAUUCUAUUGAGUGUUGCCGGUGCUCAUCCCACAUCGUCGAAGUUCCUACCCUCAUGGACGCCUGACUGGCGUGCGCAGCCUAUCUACGAACCAAACACCAAUCGGAGUUUCGACAGUGCUUACAAACCCAAGAUCAAAUGCAACCAAUUAAUCAUGCGCGACGGAAAAACUUUGAGCGUCAUGGCAAAGCAAAUGGACAAGGUCGCAAGAGUAAGCACGUCUCACACAUUUGAGGCUUGGGCACGACUCUGCACUACUUACAAUAGUGAACCCUCGAUUGCCGAGAACAUUCCAGAGCUCGAUUUACUGAAGGCGCUGACACGUUCACGUGGCGGUCUCCCGAAACUGUCGUCCGAUCAGCAUGCUACACUUGUUCUGUAUCUGGGUUCAAGUUCAAGUAAUGACGAGCCACCGCCAAAAUUUGUCGAGCGAUUCAUUACUGAGUCUGAAAAAGCCAUGAUUGGCAGAACGUGCUUCAUCACUGCAGACGGCGCUAUUGGUACGGGGCCAGAGCGGAUAAAAGCAGGCGAUGUUCUGCUUCGGAUUCCUGACAGUCCUAGCUUCACUGCUCUGCGUCCACGAUACCAGAGCGGUUCAAUACAGCUUCAGCGCGAAGUAGAGCUCGAUCCUGGGUCUGAUCAUGCGCCACCUUCUAUCGAUCUUCCUCCUGGCUUCUGUCAUGAGUAUACCGUGGUGGGCGACUGUCACGUUCCUCGGCUCGUUCGCACUGGUCCUGACCGAUCUGCACUUGGUCUAGAGGACCUCACUCUCUUCAAUAUCAUUUGA
This is a messenger RNA of Alternaria infectoria, 1500 nucleotides long. RefSeq lists its product as uncharacterized. The record is from RefSeq and is a predicted model, not a curated record. The transcript has a single exon. The coding region runs from base 1 to 1500 and encodes 499 amino acids. Lineage: Eukaryota; Fungi; Ascomycota; Dothideomycetes; Pleosporales; Pleosporaceae.